Messenger RNA from Orbicella faveolata, 5093 nucleotides. RefSeq lists its product as uncharacterized. NCBI's taxonomy places the organism in Eukaryota, Metazoa, Cnidaria, Anthozoa, Scleractinia, Merulinidae. The record is from RefSeq and is a predicted model, not a curated record.
GGUACACGGUCCCUAUUUUUCCUAACAGGAGGUUUUUGGGGUUUACGUGUCCGGCUUUGGCGCAUGUGGGACGUUACUUUGACGUUACUUAUCCACUUUGUUAUAAGCUUAUUGUCGCAAAUAAAACAUCUCUUGGGCCUGGCUGACCAACGUGUCCAUGCCUCAACCUUUGAGUGUGUUCGGUUGUGUAGUGAAGGCAAAAUGUGUAAUUUGUCAGCCAUGAUCAGGUCAUGAUAUUGAAAGGUAAUCAAAUAGUGUACUCGGGAAAUUGUUAGAAUUUUGACAAAACGCGCGUGAAAUUAUUUCCUAAUUUCACUCCUCACCAAUUGAUUACCCAUACUAAUCCUUAACCCGAUAAAAUCCAACACCAGACUCAAUUAGUAAAUUAAGCUCUAAAUUAUCUACCAUUAUAUUGAUAAGCUUUAUUUGGCAGCUGAAUAAUUCUAAAAAGGCAGUACUCCUUCAGAUAAUAAGUUCGCUAAGAUUAACGUGCACUCUUGCCCCUGUGGUUAUCAGGUUUAUAUCCGAAAACAAGCCCUCCCUAAAAUAGGACCUGAGAAAAAGCACUCCCGAGAAAACGCCCUCCUGGAAAGGGCCUCCCGAGAAAAAGCCCUCACAUAAAACAAGCCCUCCUGAAAACAAGGCCCCCCGGAAAUAGGCCCCCGCGUGAAAAAGCCCUCCUGAAAGCAGGGCCUCCCGAGCACAACCCCUCCCUGAAAAAAUUUUAACGGAGGGUGAAUUAGCAUGUCAGUGCCCAAACUCUUUCCCCUCAGUUUUAUGACGUCACAGCGGUCACACAACCGCAUAAAUUUUGCAUUAUGCCUAACCACUGCCGAUCGCUUAUCACAGGAUUUCGAAUUAGUCGCAAAAAUACGCCAAUUAUAUAUCACAGUUAGGUGAUAAGAGAGUAUAUUCGAACUGUUUGACCCCGUACCGACUGACAAUAGGCGCCAAACCGCAGAUAUCCAACUUAAUACGAUUUUUGUCAGUGUUUACACCGCAGACCUUCGAUUAACAAGACCACCUUAAGAUGUCGCUCCAUGCGCGCGGUGAUCGAGCGAAUAUCGACGAUUCUCCAGCUGCGAGGAAAACGUUUUACUUCAUUUGCGUGAGAUAACCUAUGUUUAAUUCGAUACUUGGCCCAUUUUUGCGUUUUCGAACGCGCGUCUAUAAAUUCUGCCGCGGACAACCGUAUUCCGCCGAUUUCAAAAGCAAAAAGUGAUAUUCAUUUUCUAGUCAGCGAAGAAAGAAAAUACAUUAAAAAUUUAGUGCGCGUCACGGCAAAGAUAAUAGCUUUGUACUGUUUGGGCUUUAUUGUUUAAUUUGACACUUUUUUUUCCUUUUGGCCAAUAAUCCGGCUCGGAUACUCAAAGAAUAAUCGCUUGGGUCUAUUAAAAUUUCUACCUCCCACUUACAACGGUUUCUGUACGUUUUUUCUCUGCUCAGAAGAAAGAAAAAUUAACUCAAAACGACCUGAGUGUGAAUCAAGAAAAUUGCGACAUUUGAAAAAGAAAUCACUGGGAGAAAAAAUCUAAAAGUUCCGCGUUACUGGAUAAGAGUAUUUGUUCCAGCUCAAUUCUGAAGGGGAGUCUCAGUUUUAAACCCGCCAAUGAAGUUGUUUUAUCUAUUCUGCCUACACGCUUUUCCGGUGAUCUAGCAAGAGUGUCGAGAACAAUGCGUUUCAUUCCAAAUUUAUUUCAUUUGUGUUUACAUGGACAAAUUUUAGCGACGCCCUCUGGCGCAACAGUAUGUUGAAACGGCUGUAGAAUCGUCUGUGUGUAGACUGAGUUUAGCGUGUUGAAUUCAAGAACACACCGAUAAAAUGUAAAUCUACCUCACUCCGAUGGCCUUGCCUUUAUUAAAAGGAUUUCUUGUCCUUUGUUUAUUACAGUGCUGGGUUGAUUCCCACCGAAAUUUUGGUCUUCCGUGGCGGCUUCCGAAGCAUUUUAAGAUCAGCGACGAAAAGCUUCAUCGCAGAAAAGCGACACUACGCAAGAAUUCAGUUGACCCGCAUGAAAAAUCCCUUGGAUUUUCUUCACGGGGUAAAACGAAUGAGAAAUCUUAUCGACUGGCAGAAUUAUUCAAGCUUAAACCCGACAAAAAAGCUGAAUAUGCGACGAACAGUUUCAAACUUCUACCGAGAGUUCAUUAUCAUACGUCCAAAACGACAAGAAACAAGAAUUCUGUGCGGACAUCCUCAACAGCUGUUCAGUCGAGCGAAAGACUUAACAAGGACUAUGUUUUCCAAGACAUUGUUCACACUGACAGAUUGAACUCAUACGCAGUAGCACCGGCUCCAAAAGAACACAAAGGAACCAACUGGUACAUCACCACAGCGGCCACGGUCCUGAUACUGCUAUCUGUCGUAGCCCUUUGCGUUUACGCACCUUGUGGCUGCCUGUGGAAGCGCCACCGAAGCGAAUCUGAUGUCAAUUGUCCCAUCACAGCUUCACAGAAACGGAAGUGCAGCGUAUGCUAUCUGCGCAGCAUUGCAGCCACCAACAAAAUUACGUCUGAGGAAAGACCACAACAUGUGAGUGUUACCAUGGCUACCAAUGACAACUACCACCGUCAGAGUUUAGGAAACUCCUCUAUGCAGUAUAUGUCGGCAAAUGCCACACAACAAUCUGGGAAACUAAAACAAGCCAAGAGCAAAGUAUCAAACUUGUUUACAGGAAGUCAAGUAGGCCGUUUGGGCGAGCCUGUAAGAUACCGCUAUAAGCCACUGAAAAAUCCGGAAGAAAGAAAAUCGUGGAGUUACGAGCCCGAAUGGACGAGCAUUGGUGCUUUCUUGAACAAAAGCCCUAAAUCUGGCAGUUACGGAAGCAUAAAGGAUUCAGAAGGGAAGUUUGUGGACCGCUAUGGUAGACGAUCACGUGACUCGCUUGAUGCCGGGGACGAGGUUGUGGAAUACGCCCUGAGGCUCCGCCCACGGAGACGUCAGGUCAUAGAGCUGCAAGAGUUUCCCCCGGGAUAUUCGAAGAGUUACAUGGACGUCGAUUUGGAAUCUGACCCCGGGGUUGUGUUUGAUCCCAACCGGGAUCAGCUUCAUAGAAAGAAUAGAAAGAAGUCUUGGGUUUCCGAACGGUUGACUUCCGAGUCAGACUUAAGAAAGUUUUCUCUCACUGAUAAACUAGGGAAUUACGACGAGUCAGAAGAUCUGUUUAAUACUGCAAAGCCACGAAAGAGCAGCUUAAAGAUGGGAACGACGCGAGGAAAAGCAAAGCCUAAGGUGGUGCAUUUCUUUCCUUCGACUUUCAACUUCGAGGCACAAUUUGUUCAAAUUCCACCUAAGAACAAAAUGGCGGAGCCUGAAAUGGUAGUAUUUGAGAGGCAUUUCAAUAUUUCUUAUUGCGAAUCCAAGAAAAACUCUAAGGUUGUUGAUUCUGAAAUCACGCAAGAAUCAAGGCUUGACAAUGCAAAAGCUGGUAGCAGUGAAUCGAUUGGACUACCCGGAAACAAAAGAAAUGACUUCGCCUUUAGUAGUAGCAAAGAACACGCUGUUGAUUGCGACAUCCCAAGUCCCUCGAUGGACGUCACAAGGGACGAAACUUUUAUACCGUCACGUGACUGUACUGGUUCAUAUUUCAAUAACGGCUGUAGAUCUUCCACGGACGUUUUGCCAGGUUCCAAAGAAAUACUCCCCGUAGAUAUGGGAUCCCAAGCUUUUCAAGAAAAAGGGAAGAAGAAAGGCCCCAAGAAUUUUGACACGUUGUCAAGUCCUUUUAUAGAUCUUUGUAAAAAUGACCUGAAUUACAAACCUGAACCAUUGGCUGGAUUGCUCUCUCCUGUUAGGAAAGUGGCCCACAAGAGAGGAACCAGCGAUAAGGGCACAGUGACGUCUCAGGCCGUGGGGGACUUGGUUUGUGUUAAGUCAUACGUACAACCGCUGAGCACCUCUAAAUAUGCAGCGCCUUAUGGAGACAGCAUUUAUCAGCCUCAACCAGGUGAUACAAGGAAAUUUAAAUCAAGCCAAUCACAAAGCAGAUUUGAAAAUGACGUCUGCGGCAUGGACAAAACGUCAAUUUAUGAGCCGCUGCAGCGUUUUCCAGAGAAAGAAACGAAUGAAGAAAGCUGAGGCAAAAUGGCAAAACCUGACCUAAAAAUCUAGUAAUGAGAACGUUCACGAGAAAAAUGACUCAACAAUCCCUCUACUUUUCAAGUUAGACUACGAGAAGUCCUUCUUUCGCUUAGUUCGUCGAGCGUGGCCUGAAAUAACCUGCGAGGUAAAAAAUGGCCGUGUGAAAUCCUGGGGCGGGCGGAGGGAACGCGCAGGGCCGUUUUUUCGCGGUUUUCUUUCGCGCCGCGCACGACGGACUGAACAAAAGAGGGACUACUAGUAGUCUAUUUUCAAGGUUUAUCAGCGUAAAAGUUCUCCUGAUAUUCGAAACAUAAUUUCUCUCGACUACUGCAGCUAUAGGAAAUCCAUGGAGACUUGUUUGUUGACUCUCACGUGACAUAGCGUGGAACCCCGACUUAAUGAGACCCUUUAUAGGAAUGUCCCACAAAAUGAAAGAUGUUCUUCUGCUCGACCAAAUUUUAACAAACUGAGUAGACUGUAUGAAACCUAGCAUAAUGAGAUGCCGUUUUAACAAAAACAUUUUCCCCGUUCCUUGACGAUUUGUUAUAUCGGGGCUUCAUCAUGCAUUGUACUUUGUGCAACUUCGGUUGUUUCACUAACUAGACUACAGAGCUCGCGAAUAAAUUUCCGUAGGGCGGUAAAAAUGGGAGGGUGGGGAAUGAUAGUGGUGGCGAUAGUGAGGUGGGGGGACGGGUGGGGAGAGGCACAGAUAACGUUUCACGGAAAAUAAAACGACAAUUUCACGUUUUAUUCCGCCAUUGUCAGUUCACGAUCUUCAGGACGUAAAAACAAAUCGGCCACCUUUCACGGAAACUAAGUACUCGAUACUCGUAAAACAGAUAAUCAAUCAUUUCUUACAAAAAGGAUAUAAUUCAUGGCUCAUGAAAAUACCCGUACCAUUAUUACUGCUUUUUUGCAUAAAAGACUUGUUUUAAAAGCAGAUAAUUUUUUAAAUAUUAUUUUGAAUACAACUUUUUGUUAUUUGCUGAAUAAAUUUCCGUUAUUUACUUAA